Messenger RNA from Trichomycterus rosablanca, 984 nucleotides. RefSeq names its product piggyBac transposable element-derived protein 4-like. The record is from RefSeq and is a predicted model, not a curated record. The coding region runs from base 1 to 984 and encodes 327 amino acids. Lineage: Eukaryota; Metazoa; Chordata; Actinopteri; Siluriformes; Trichomycteridae. The transcript has 3 exons.
AUGUCUUUGGAGAUGUUUCACAUGAUCUCUCGUGUGAUCCGAUUUGACAAUCGUGAAACCAGAGCUGGUCGUCGCGAGAGAGACAAACUUGCAGCGAUCAGAGAUGUUUGGGAUAAAUGGGUCGAAAUCCUGCCUUUAUUGUAUAAUCCUGUCCCCCAUGUUACUGUGGAUGAGCGCCUCGUACCAUUCAGAGGACGCUGUCCUUUCCGACAGUAUAUGCCAAACAAGCCUGCGAAAUAUGGCAUUAAAAUAUGGGCAGCCUGUGAUGCAAAAUCCAGUUAUGCAUGGAACCUGCAAGUAUAUACUGGAAAGCCACCUGGAGGAGCACCUGAAAAGAAUCAGGGAAUGCGUGUGGUAUUGGAGAUGACUGAAGGGCUGCAAGAACUUCCCAGUGAGAUUCUGAAGAUGCAAGGAAGACCUCUGCAUUCCUCAAAAUUUGUUUUCACAGAGAAAACAACACUUGUUUCUUACUGCCCAAAGAGAAACAAGAAUGUUCUUGUGAUGAGCACAAUGCACAAAGAUGCAUCUCUGAGCACGAGAGAGGACAUGAAGCCACAAAUGAUCCUGGAUUACAACUCCACCAAAGGAGGAGUUGACAAUCUUGACAAAGUCAUAGCAACAUAUAGCUGCCAGCGCAAGACUGCCCGUUGGCCCUUGGUGGUUUUCUACAACAUUGUGGACGUGUCUGCUUACAAUGCCUAUGUGCUGUGGAUUGAGAUCAACCAGCAGUGGAAUGCCAGCAAACUGUACCGACGUCGACUUUUCCUGGAAGAACUAGGCAAAGCACUCGUCACUCCCAAGAUCCAGAACCGGGCCAGGCCAGCUCGAUCCCCAGCAGCUGCAGCUGUCAUCACAAAAGUCCAGGGCAGGGCAUCUGACCAACCAACAAUGGAUCCUUUGGAUAUAGGUGCAAAGAAACGCAAAAGAUGUCAAUUCCGCUGCUCUAUCACCCUCACUUUAGCUGAAAAAGGGGCCACGGACUAG